Messenger RNA from Pangasianodon hypophthalmus (striped catfish), 5835 nucleotides. It is a transcript of the gene psd2, whose product is annotated as pleckstrin and Sec7 domain containing 2. Gene Ontology annotation, molecular function: phospholipid binding; guanyl-nucleotide exchange factor activity; protein binding. The record is from RefSeq and is a predicted model, not a curated record. Gene Ontology annotation, biological process: regulation of ARF protein signal transduction. Bases 253 to 2829 code for a protein of 858 amino acids. NCBI's taxonomy places the organism in Eukaryota, Metazoa, Chordata, Actinopteri, Siluriformes, Pangasiidae. The transcript is spliced from 15 exons.
CGCGCGUGUUGUGUGUUGUAACUGUGCGCGUGGGUGAGCGCUCUGUAUUAUACUAGCGCGUCUCUCACACAGAGACACUGGGACAGCUCUGGAUCGCAGACCUGAGGAAAGGAGAACAUCUAUCUUAUAUCUUAUGCUUGAGGACGGAAUACUCGCUGCGAAAAAGAGACACGUUUCAUCUGGUCGCAUUUUGCCGCUGUAACGUUUGACUCCUACCUGGAUUGCCUACUAACUGUGACUAAAGAGGCCACCAUGAGCCAGGAGGGGCAGGAUGACCCCCUCCACAUAGACACCCCACCUCCAAACACACCGCCAGAGCCACAGCAGGAUACAGACAGCCCUGAGACUGUAAGUGUGGAAAAAGAGAACGAGGAGACUGGAAUUCAGGAGGAUGCUGCAGAGAACAGGGAUGCAGGAGAGACAGAAACAUUGUCAGAGGGAACAAGGCCAGAUGAGAGAAAUGAGGAUACACUGACUAAUGGAGCUGAGGAAGAGGAGAGGAGAAAAGAGGAAGAGCAGGUCAAAGAUGAUGCUGGGAAGAAUGGGGACACGGAACACAGCAAUGGAGAUAUCGUUGAGUGUGAGGGCUGUGAUGACCCCCUGCCUCAGUUAGAGGAUUCAGCAGAACCACAGCACACAGUAAGUUUGGAGAACGGUACCGGAGAGGACAGCGAAGGACAGGAGGAAGGGCAAGAUUGUGAUAAAGAGCCAGGGCAGGGGAACCUGGACACAUUCAGUUCCACCUUCGAGCUUUCAGUCGAAGAGGCAGACGGGGAGGUAGAGGGAGAAAAUGAGCCACUGAACCAGGACAGCUUCAGCUCAGCAUUUGAGCGCAUUGUUGAGCAGGUUGGCGAGUCCAUAACAGUCGAGGAAGAGGAGGAGGAGGAGGACGGUGAGGACGAGCGCGACAGGACUAAGGAGAGCCAGGACGGCUUCAGCUCUACGUUCGAGCGCAUCGUGGAGUCGGAGCUGCUGAGGGGCGGGACCUGCUACAGCAGCCUGGACUCGCUGGACGUGCUGUCUCUUACGGACGAGACGGACAGCUGCGUGAGCUUCGAGGCGCCGCUCACGCCACUCAUCCAGCAGAGGGCGCUGGCGGGGCCUGAGCCCCCGGAGCUGGAGCUGGAGACUGUGCAGGAGAGCGCUGAGACGCAGGAGGGGGAGGGAGAUGGGGACGAAGCCGGAUCAGACAGUCCCCUCCACACCUCCAUCCCAGGCAGCAGGUCUGAAAAUGUGCUGAGCCAGCCAGCGCAGUGGAGCAUUCCCAAUGGAUUCCACAAUGAUCUGGCAGGCAACAUACAAAAGACAGCAAUCCUCCCCAGCUCUGUCAGUGAUGCCAAUCUCACAGAUGGCCUGUGCGACUCUGACUCUGAACUGGGCAGCCUGGAGACCUUGGAGAGGGGCAGCACGGAUACCCUCGCCAAUGGUUGCCGUGCCGACGCAGAGGCUGCCAAGCGACUGGCUAAGCGGCUGUUCUACCUGGAGGGCUUCAAACGGUGUGACGUGGCACGACACCUGGGAAAGAAUAAUGAAUUCAGCCAGAUGGUGGCAUCGGAGUAUCUGAGCUUCUUCGACUUCACAGGGUUGUCCUUAGACAGAGCGCUAAGGAACUUCCUGAAGGCAUUUCCUCUGAUGGGAGAGACGCAGGAGCGAGAGCGAGUCCUGGUGCACUUUUCCAAACGCUUCUGUCACUGUAAUCCAGAAGCCCUCACCUCUGAAGAUGGAGCCCAUACACUGACCUGUGCUCUUAUGCUUCUGAAUACAGACCUGCAUGGCCAUAACAUCGGGAAGAAGAUGUCCUGCCAGCAGUUCAUUAGCAAUCUGGAUGGUCUGAAUGAUGGAAAAGAUUUUCCCAAAGAAUUACUCAAGGUGCUGUAUAAUUCAAUAAAGAAUGAAAAGCUAGAAUGGGCCAUUGAGGAAGAGGAAUUGAGGAAGAGUCUGUCCGAGCUGGUUGAGGACCAGUGUGAGGCAGGGAGCAAGCGGGUUGUUAGGGUAACGGAUGGUAGUAACCCUUUUAUCGCCAUCCCGCUCCUGCUCAAUGCUGCCACAUACAAACAUGGAAUCCUGACCCGUAAGAGCCAUGCAGAUAUGGACGGCAAACGCACCCCGAGAGGACGGCGAGGCUGGAAGAAAUUCUAUGCUGUGCUGAAGGGCAUGAUCCUCUACCUGCAGAAAGAUGAGUAUAAACCUGAUAAGGACCUGUCUGAAGUGGACCUGAAAAACGCAGUGCGUGUGCACCAUGCUUUGGCCACCAGGGCCUGCGACUACAGCAAGAGACCCAACGUUCUCAAGCUCAAAACUUCAGACUGGAGAGUCUUCCUCUUCCAGGCACCGAGUGAGGAGGAGAUGAUGUCAUGGAUCUUCAGGAUCAAUUUGGUGGCUGCUCUGUUCUCUGCUCCUGCAUUUCCUGCUGCCAUAGGUUCCAUGAAAAAAUUCUGCAGACCUCUGCUACCAUCAUCUACAACCAGGCUCAAUCAGGAGGAGCAAUUGAAGUGUCAUGAGAGCAAGCUGAAGCAGAUCUCCUUAGAGGUGGAGGAGCACAAAAGGAAUCCACCAGAGCUCACGCCCAAGAGCAAAGAGUCAGAGGAGUACCGCAUCAAAGAACACUACCUUACCUAUGAGAAAAGCCGUUAUGAGACGUACGUCAACCUUCUGCAGGCCAAGUUGCGCGUGGGGAGUGAUGACCUGGAUAAAAUCGAGGCCAGUGUCUUCAGUGGAGACAGCAGAGACAGCCACAUGCGCAAAACCCAGUCCAGUCCCUCCAUCAGCCAUGCUCACGGACUCAACGGACGAGCCGCUCACAAACACACCUCAGACAGCUCUAUCUGAACGCUCAUCGCAGGGUCCCUGAACUUUGACCUCUGUCUGAGACACAGUUGAGAUGGCAGUGGACGACUGAGAUGGUCUGAGACUUUGAAAAAGGAGAGACACAUGAACGUAGCAUUAAAAUGUCCUUAUUAUUUCAAUGCACAGUAAAUUAGGAUUAUUGUAAGUAUUAUUAGUAUUAUUAUGACAACAGUUUUAAUACCGAAGUGAACGUCGUGCCAAAAAGGAAAUACAGAAGUAAAAGGAGACCGAGACUGUAUUGGAGGAGCGUGUUUACAUCACAUGACUGCAGUCGAUUUUGACAGCACAUGGCAGUUUCUUGUGAUGGUUAAUGAGAUGCACUAUGAUCACAAGGCUGAUUUUACUGUGAUGUCUGGAGAACAUUUACUGCAGCGUCAUGGGGCACCUUUCCUGAUGUCAGUAUGAAAUAACUGUGACAUCAUUGCUUGUUUCUGGAGUGUAUUCUUUACAAGGUGGAGACUUAAAGUGAUGGCGUGAUGCCACAUUUCAGUGAUGAAGCCAUAACACAUUUAUGGUGACAUCUCAGUGUUUGACUAGUCCAUACGUAGAAUUGGCUUCCUGACUGAUUUUUUUUUGCGUGACAUGUAGCAUUUGGCUUAUUCGCGAGGCCUUUUCGAUGUCUCAGCCUCAGUAGCUGUUUUAAGGGCUCUGUUACAUGCUGAGGUGUUUGUUCAGAUUCAUAUGAGCUGUCUACAGUAUGAUGCAAAUGUCCCCAUUAUUUAUUAUGUCAUAUUUAUUUAUUGUAAAGUUUCUUUUCUGAGCCGUCACAAUGGACUCAGGCACUUGUAAUGUUGAAAGCAAUUUAUCUCAGUUGAUUCUAUAUAUAAUCUCAGUUCUUUUCAAUGGAGCUACCUGCUUGGGGUGGCAGAGAACCCAGUAUGAGGUUCUUUUUCACAGUAUCAUAAAAGAAGACAGGGUAUGUGAUGGAAAAUAGGAAGAGAAAGAAUUGGAAUGUGUGUAUGUAUGUAAGUAUGUAUGUAUGUAUGUAUGUAUGUGCAUGUUUGUGCGUAACAGUGAGAGAAAGAGGGGAAAAGAAAACCGACUGAAAGUGAGUUAAAGGAAUGCUGCAGUGUUUAACCUAAUCUCUGUCUAAUGCAUCUGUAGCAUAUAUAUACUUACCACAGACAAGAGUUUCAACAUGUUUUCCUGUAUUGCGGCUCAGUGGCUAAGGCUUUGGGCUACUGAUCAGAAGAUUGUGAAUUCAAAUCAUCACACAGCAUCACACCAGCAGCGACGCUAUGCAACAAAGUGACUCAUUAAGUCAUUAAUUUCCAAUGAGAGCUGGCAAAUUACCAUUAGUGACACAAAGUGGAGGGGCGAGUGAAGCAACAAAGUUUAUGUAAAUGAGAAGCAAAGCAAUAUUGGUGACUACCAAUGGGUAGUUUUUGGUUCCAACAUAUAUGUUUUUACUCACGGCUUCUGAGCCAGGUCGUGAUGCUUGCUGUGUUGCUACAGGGCUGAAGUGUUUCAUUCACCCAAUAUAGAACAGCGCCAGUGUUUUUGCCAUUCUGUUUCAGCACAUCGAACCAUUAAAGGCUGUCAAAUAGUCGGCAGAAACCACGAAAAGCAAAACAUUUGAGGCUCCUUCUGACACUAGUAGACAGUGAUGCACUGAUUGCACUGCACAAAUGCAUUUUGUGCAGGAGCAUUUCUCUCCAGAAGACGUCUGAUUUGUCGUCAAAUGAGAGGAUUUUGUGUACAUGCUGUAGCUAGCGUGUACAGAUAUCAGCCUUUGUGUGCUAUACCAGUGAAAUCGUGGUAUCCCUCAGUAAAACUACUGAUCACUAAGUUGAUUAAAAAUCAGUAAACUAAAGAUUAGUAAACUCAGAUCACAUGUAAGUGACCAGUGUAGAGUAAUUUGAGGCAAAAAAAAAAUCGCUGACAGCAGAUGACACCAGCUUGAGAGAGGUCUUACUAAACUCUUACUAAAGCUGUUCUUAUAGACAUUACCCAAGUGGAGCGAUACAGUAAUUCCAGUUACAGAUGCUUUCCCUGUCAGGUUUUGUGGCAUUCAUGUGCUCUGUCAAUGCUGGUAACCCCAGAUACUUCUUUCUGAAUAAAAUAGUCUAACAGAUGAAUUAAACAGCUAAAUUUACAAAUAUCAUUGACUACUGAUCAUAAUGAAAAAUGUUCUACAAAAAUAUAUGUUUUGCAUAAAUGACUAAUGACAUUAAUGACUGCCCCAACAUCUGCCCUUCAGUCAUUUUCGAUUAAUUUCUUUUGAGUCAUUGGGGUUUCUGUUCUUUUCUUGGUAAAUUUCUUGACCGUGGUAUUUACACAUAUGCUACAGAUACAGUAGAUGGAGAGUAUAAUAAAAAAAAAAAAAAAACACUGGAGUAUUCCUUUAAGAGCUAUGUCAAAGUACAACAGUGAAGACGAUUUCCAUAUGCUUGAAAGUGACACGGGAGUCGUUGUCUUAUCACAGCGGACCAAAAGAAGCCUUCCCAACAAACAUGAAUAGAGCCUGAAGCAGCAGGACUGCAAAUUCAGACAAAGAUAUCUACUCAUAUCUACAUCACGCACUGUAGCCUAAUGGACUAAAUGAUACACAUCUGUUCAAAUGCAUUAUUAUGCUGUAAAUCAGUACCGUGAACAUGGGAUCAACGUUAUGUUUGCGGAAGAGGACUGCUAAUGGCACUAUGUCUACGCUUUGCUCUUCAGCAGCAGCACAGUCAACCCCCGGUGUCUCCACCCAUGGCCAUGGUACGGACUUUGUGUGUUCGAGCAAGUGCAAGUAGAUUUUUCUAGUGCAGUUUUGACGCAUGAUGACAGUGAGAGUGAGAAAAUGAGCUUGCGGCUCUUGCACUGCUAUAUAUGAAAUAACAUAAAGAGCUGCAAUUUUAUACACUCUUUAGUAACUGCUUUCAUAAACUGACUUCCCUAUACUUGUCGCUUUGGCUGUUGUGCUAACUAUGAUUUUCCCCAAUGUUUAGGGUAGAACACAAAUGCUGUUGUAAUAAAAAAAAGAUUGUGAUGAUUAUUUUAUAA